This is a messenger RNA of Ipomoea triloba (trilobed morning glory), 1527 nucleotides long. RefSeq names its product probable UDP-arabinopyranose mutase 5. The record is from RefSeq and is a predicted model, not a curated record. Gene Ontology annotation, biological process: UDP-L-arabinose metabolic process; plant-type cell wall biogenesis. Gene Ontology annotation, cellular component: cytosol; Golgi apparatus. The coding region runs from base 102 to 1379 and encodes 425 amino acids. The transcript has 3 exons. Gene Ontology annotation, molecular function: UDP-arabinopyranose mutase activity. NCBI's taxonomy places the organism in Eukaryota, Viridiplantae, Streptophyta, Magnoliopsida, Solanales, Convolvulaceae.
CCAUUUUUGUUCAUAGCUUCUUUUUUAUUCAGAGGAGAGGUAAAGCGAGACGGAUAAAGAAACAGAGAGAGAGAUAGUAGGAAACGGAAAACGUUAAAUGAAUGAGAAACCCGCCAUCGCUUCUUUCGCUCGCGAUUGACUCCGCGCUUCAUAAUCUCCCCUUCUUCUCCGAUCUCUCCUGCUUGCCAGAUCACAUCCUGGUUGAGCUCUUCCUGAAAACAUUAAGAGCUGGAAAGCUGACGGAGAAGAUUUUGAACUUGUUUGUGGCUACUGGCAAAGAAGAAGUCCUUUCUCUUAUUGAGGCUUUCAACAUCCAAGCUGUUCUAACUCCUGUUCUUCCAACUAUUAGCAUCAGAGAUGAUGAGAUUGAUAUUGUUGUUGGAGCACUCCAAUCUGAUCUUACGUCAUUCAUGUGGGAGUGGAGACCAAUAUUCUCCCGUUUCCACCUUAUAAUUGUCAAAGAUCCUGACCUCCAAGAAGAACUUAAUAUCCCAGGUGGAUUUAACAUUGAUAUCUAUACAAAAUCAGAUAUACAACGUGUUCUGGGGGCAUCAAGUGCUGAUCUUUUCUCUGGCUAUUCAUGCCGGUAUUUUGGUUAUCUUGUUUCCACUAAAAAAUAUAUCGUCUCAAUUGAUGAUGAUUGCAUUCCAGCAAAGGAUCAUGAGGGAAAUAUUGUUGAUGCAAUCGCCCAGCAUAUCAGCAACCUCACAACUCCUGCCACACCCUUUUUCUUUAACACACUCUAUGAUCCUUUCCGCAAAGGAGCAGACUUUGUUCGUGGCUACCCAUUUAGCUUGCGAAGUGGGGUAUCAUGUGCUCUGUCAUGUGGACUCUGGCUUAAUAUGGCAGACUAUGAUGCUCCUACACAGGCCCUCAAGCCAAAACAGAGGAACUCUAGAUAUGUUGAUGCUGUUCUUACUGUACCAGCGAGGGCAUUGAUGCCUGUGAGUGGAAUCAAUAUAGCUUUUAACCGUGAGUUGGUUGGACCUGCUUUGUCGCCAGCUUUCAGGUUGGCAAAGGAAGGGCACGUGAGGUGGGAAACUGUGGAAGAUAUAUGGAGCGGGAUGUGUGUUAAGGUAGUCUGUGAUCAUUUAGGUCUUGGUGUAAAAAGUGGGCUUCCUUACGUGUGGAGGAAAGAAAGAGGUAAUGCCAUUGAGAGUUUGAAGAAAGAGUGGGAAGGGGUAAAGCUGAUGGAGGAAGUCGUUCCUUUCUUUCAAUCACUGAGGUUGUCUCCACAAGCAACUACGGUAGAAGAUUGUGUUACUGAGAUUGCUGCAGCGGUGAAGGAGCAACUGGGAAAAUCAGCGCCUGUGUUUUCUCGGGCUGCAGAUGCCAUGGUGGAGUGGGUCAACCUCUGGAAUGCUGCGAAAACUCAAUAAACCAAUUGUUGCUUGAGUGCUUAAAUUAUCCUCCUUUUCAAUUGUUAUCCCCAACUUAUUUUGAUAAGCCUUGUACAUUUUCUGUUUCCUUGUGACUGAUCAAGGUAGGUGGAAACAAUACCAUUAUAGAUGUUUGAAAAUUCCAUCA